Messenger RNA from Naegleria fowleri, 2277 nucleotides. RefSeq lists its product as uncharacterized. Gene Ontology annotation, biological process: mRNA catabolic process. Lineage: Eukaryota; Heterolobosea; Eutetramitea; Acrasida; Naegleriidae. The coding region runs from base 1 to 2277 and encodes 758 amino acids. Gene Ontology annotation, molecular function: 3'-5'-RNA exonuclease activity; RNA binding. The transcript has a single exon. Gene Ontology annotation, cellular component: exosome (RNase complex); P-body. The record is from RefSeq and is a predicted model, not a curated record.
AUGCAAUUCGGUCUUUUGUUCUAUCAAACAGCUUUGUGGCUUGGUUUUCACAUACACAACAAGACUUUCACAAUCGCACCCAUUUUGGAUCAAGAUCGUGCAGCAAGCUUCAAGGUUAUUGAAAUUCCGAAUCCAUCUCGGUUUAUCAUGUUAGAAGAGGUGCAGCUCUCACACAACGACUUGGUAGUUAACAACAAUAAUUCUACUCUUCCGUCGGCAUCAUCAUCGGAACAACAGAAAUUUGAAAGGAUAUUGCAGCACUUUAAUGAAUAUUACAAGCAACACGAACAAGAAUUUAUGAAAUGUUUGAUUCAUAUUUGGGAACGAGAUCAUUCUUCAAGCACAACAUUAACAUUUUCUGAAAUUUUGAACAAAUUCUUGCCUCUGUCUCCUCGCAAUACACAUCUCUCGGAAUUCGAUGGAGCAAUUCGAAAGUUUGUGCUGUAUUAUUGUAUUAAUCAUUUACCGAACUAUGAAAAAAUCAAAAACAAGGAAAUUACAUUUAGACUUGUGUCCCAAGAUGAACUCUACGAAAAUAGUUUAAAAAUCAAAUUCAAGCAUCAAAUGGAUCUUUUCUCCAAGGAAAUAUAUCAUGUUGAAUUGAGUGAGGAAGAAUCGAUCAUUCUAAAGACUCGUCUUCUUGAUUGUCUUAUUUUCCAUUCAAAUAGUAUUUAUUGGAAUUAUAUCUGUAAAUAUCCUUCAAAAGCCAAGAAUCUAGAGACUAGAAUAAGAAGAUGGUUAAGCCUUUUGGGAACAAGCCUAAGUUAUCCGGAAGCUCUCAUCCUUAAAUCAAACGUUUUUCCAAAACAUCUAGUUCCAACGUUGAUCAAAUGUAUUCUAAAUCUAGUCGACAAGAAACUGUUGCAUACAAUGAUGGAGGAUCAAUCACAAUUUAUGGAAUACAAGAACCUUGUUGAGAACUGGAAUAUCAACACUCCAACUUGGAAAUUCUAUGAUGAUGUCAUCACUAUUGAUUCCGAAGGUACUCUGGAUAUUGAUGAUGCUAUUUCUAUUGAAAAUUAUGAUCAACAUUCAAUGCGUGUGGCCAUACAUAUCACCAAUGUUGCUCAUUUCUUUUAUUCAUACUUGGGAAACAAUUCCAUUCAAGAUAUGUUAAAAGAUCCAAUUUUCAAGGAAGCAUCACGAAAAGUAACCUCGUAUUAUGACAGCCUUCCUAGAUCGUCUGUUCUUUUUCGAAAUCCAGAUGACCUCGAUCAAGAUCCUAGACAUUUGACAGUAUUUCCAAUGCUUUAUCCUUCUCUUUCUGAAAAUAUUCUUUCUUUAAAGAAGGGAAAACGUCUGACCAUGUCCUAUGAAUUUGAAUUUAAUUCCCUCGAGGACCCGACUCAACCAAAAUUGUUAGGGAUCUAUCCCUCCUUUGUGAAUAUAAUUGAAAAUACCACCUAUGAAAAAGCAGAACCAUUAUUUGAGAAAGAAGAAAAGUGGAACAAAUUAUACUCGUAUUGUAGAGCUCUUUUCGAGAAGAGAACUCAGAAUGGAGCUCCCUCUUUUGAAAAUAGAAAGUCCUUAACUCCAGAACCUUCAACAAAUACCACAGCAAGAUUUUCAAUUUCAGAGAGAAGAAGUUUAAAAUCCUCCCUCAUCAUUAGUGAAAGCGCUGUACUCAUAGGAUCAAGGGUUGGAGAAUUUUUCAAAGCUCACAACAUUCCUGGCAUUACACGAAAUUUCGAUUCACAAAAAAAGAUGAGUUUAACAUCCGUGUGUAACAAAGACACUCAGAGUCCUUAUUUACAACAAACAAGUCCAGUGAGAAGAUUUAUCGAUUUAUUAAAUCAGCUCCAGCUGUAUUUAUACUUGACACAUCAACCAAUGCUUUCAGUCAAGCAAUUAGAAGAGCAUUGCGAUAGAAUUGAAUCAGAAUCGACCAAAGCUCAAGAAGUGGAAGAGCACAUUGUCAUGUAUUGGGUUCUAUGCUAUUUGUGGGAACACUAUGGGCCACCCCAAGAGAAUUCUGUUGAUGACACAAAAGGAGCAGCUGGCCAAACAAGUAGUCACGAACACAUCCGUCAUGACAAAGUUCUGAGAGGCACUGUUGGCCGAUUUGUGAGCGCAUUUACCAAGAUCAUACUCGACGACGAACGGUUUUGUUCUUUCUCCAUACACUGCUCGAAUUUACAUUACUUGUUAGGUGGAAAAUAUUGUGUUGAGGGAAGGAUCAUUAAUUUUGUGAUUGAAUCCAUCGAUUGGGAACAAUUGACAGUGAGCAUUCACGUUAUAGACGAAGAAGAGACUCUGCAAUCAAGCAAGCAACAAUAG